AUUGUACAAAAUUCCAAUUAAACGUCCAUAUGAAAAAACAAACUUCAAAAAGGAACCUCGUUUUCAAAAUUUUACGACGCCGUCUUGUAGAGGAGAAUAAGUAACAAUGCUAGCAUGCAAGUUAUUUUGAAAUCCUAUCUCAAAUAAAGACAGGAAGACAAUGUAGCGAUUUUGGGAAAAUUCGGUUUUUUCGGGUCUCUCUUCGGAAGUACUUGAAUUUCGAAACUUUCUAAACAGCGUUUUAUUAAUUACCCAAAAAUGCAACUUUGCUCCUAUUUAAUCCAUUUAAGCGACUUUGUAUCUUUUACAGAUCUCAAUGGUGAGGGACGAAUUUGAGACCUUCUGUAUAUUAUGGAUAAUUUCCAGGAACAUAGGCAUUGCUGAGCUGGCAACACAAGCUUUUUUUGACACAUUUAACGGAAAAACUGUAUCUGUGAAGUUAGAAAACUCUUAAACUUGCUCCGCUAAUAUUGACGUAAACAAUUGAAAACUCAGUUGCGUAAACGAUGGAUGUGGUCCAGGGCGUCAAAAAUAACGGUGAACAGUAUUUCAAGUAUUAAUUACUUGGUAUUUUUCACCGCAAGGAUAAACGUUAAGUACUUUUCCUUUAAAAAUGUAUUUCAAGUAUGAAAUACUUCAAUCCAGUACUCGAUUUCUGCUUCUGAGUGCCCUUGCGAUUGAUUUUCUGAAUAUUUUUUUUCUUGUGAUCUUUUUGGAGACGGACUCUCCCUCAGCUCGUACGUCUAGCAGCACUGUGUCAAAGUGUCAAAAGUGUAACGGUAGGAUGACGUUGAUGUGCUCGGAACACGACACGUUCACAUGAUAUUACUUACUUCCGUUAGUGCUCAUUUCAUAAUCCAUACACAGUGUUGUCAUGCCACUUAUGGAUGAUAAUGUAUCAGCGAAAAUUAAUCAUAAUUGAAUGGUGCCAGAAAUGGUAAAAAUUGCCAGACAGUAUUCCAAGUAAAAUUGUGCAGUAAUUGAAAUACAUUUUUUGUUUUCAAGUAUCAAAUACGAAUGCUUACUUUAUGAAGAGUAUUUGAUAUAUCAAGCUAUACAUAGCCAGAGCGUUAUAGAGAGCAUAACCGACAACACUAUACCCUGUUUCACGAGUAUCCAUCACGGUAGAAUGACAGCUGAUUAUUUAGUAAUGUCUCAAAAUUCUCAUAUCGGCACAGGACACAAAAUUCUGACGGAUCGGUCAACGCCAGGUAGUCCGAGCUGUAUUUGUUUUGUUUUUUUUGUACACUACAGAUUAAUUUUGUACUUGCUCACAGGUCUUUUAUUUAGAAAAGUUUUGCAUACAAAAAACAAAACGCCACAAACAAAUAUUUAACUAUAGAUUUACCUAUACGCCAACGUUGCAGACUAACACAAAAAUGUCACAUGCUGAUCAGAUGUUCACCUCAGUAGACGUCAAAGCGUGAUGAAUACUCGUGAAAUAGGGUAUAGUUUGGUGUUACCCGCCUACCAGCGAAACAUUUCAUAGAAAGCAUCAUUGCUUUGCAGUGCCUUCUUGUAAUAACAUACUGUGUAUUUCAACUACACAGAUUGAUAGUCACUUUGACCACCUAUUUGAGGGUGAGGGUAUAUCGCAAUGUUUUGGUCUUAGUCUAUUAAUACAUUAUCAAUCCCGCUAAUGGGUCUUCUGUAGACAUAACCAAAAUAGUCAAUAGUGGUAGCUGCUGGGAAGAAGUACUGUUCUCCUCACUCUGUACAAGGCCCAGAUAAGACCUAUCCUCGAAUACUGCUCGCAUGUUUGGGGUGCUACCGCCCCGACUACAUUACCCAUGCUCGAUAAUGUUCAGAGAAGGGAUGUCCGACUGAUUGAUGACUCUUUUCUAACGGAUAGUCUAGGGCGAUCUAACUCUUUUCUACCGCUACGCUAGCGAGCUCUCCUCUAUGAUGCCGCCCCGCGAUGAGCCUGCCAGACGGAUCCGCCUUCCGUGUCGAACUUCGUCCAUCCAGAACGGGCCCAUAUGACCGCCUCUUUGUUCCUAUGGUAUCGAGAUUGUGGAAGCCUUGAAGAUGACGACAAUGCAUGGCGAGAGAGAAGCCUCAGAUCGGACAAGGCCUCCUUUUCCUUGGGAAAAAUAUUUGACAGUCCUCCUAUAAUUCGCAUUUGUCGAAUUGUCAAGAUGUCUCAAGAACUGAAGAAGACAGAGAUUCUAAAAAGCGGAAGCGGAGCGGAUGAAAUUUAUAUCAGCAAAUGGCCAUACUUUGACGCUCUCAAAUUUCUGAAACCAAUUGUUAGUACUAGUCAUACAAAGUCUUCGAUGAAUUUAACGAAGACAUCAUUCAAUGGUGUAGAAAAAUCGGAUAAAAUCGAGGAGUUUGGAACUCCGGAAGAAACUAAAAUUGAAAACAGACCAACAACCAACAACUCAGGCACCCAAAAAACGUAAGCGAGAGGAGGUUGACGAUCAACUCUUCAAAAGGGCUUUAGAAAACAUGCAAAAACAGCCGGAUGAGUUUGACCAAUUUGGGCAGUAUGUAGCAUUAGAACUAAGAACUUUCAAAUCGGAUGUCAAUAUGUCAAAAUUCGCAAAGUAAUUGUCCGUAUUGUUGAUGAGGAGCUUUACAAUUCCAACUCUGCCUGCAUUAUACCAGCAACAGUUUCUACGCCGAUGCCUUCUCCUGCACUCUCAUUUUGUUUCUCAUCAGAAUCGGUAUCGACUGAAGAAGCUGUAUAUUCAGCAAGAGAAUAUGUUAAUACCAUUACCUAUGAAGACUUAUAGUUAUUUUGUAUAAUAUAGUGUAACAAAUAAACGCAG
Acanthoscelides obtectus is the source of this 2774-nucleotide messenger RNA. The record is from the annotation of a GenBank genome assembly. NCBI's taxonomy places the organism in Eukaryota, Metazoa, Arthropoda, Insecta, Coleoptera, Chrysomelidae.